Saccostrea cuccullata (small rock oyster) is the source of this 584-nucleotide messenger RNA. RefSeq lists its product as uncharacterized. Gene Ontology annotation, molecular function: metalloendopeptidase activity. Gene Ontology annotation, biological process: proteolysis. The record is from RefSeq and is a predicted model, not a curated record. The transcript has 5 exons. The annotation marks the transcript as partial. Lineage: Eukaryota; Metazoa; Mollusca; Bivalvia; Ostreida; Ostreidae.
AUGUCAAGAGACAAUAAUAUCGGAGAGGAAGAGAAGGAUAUUGACCGUUUAAUGCUUCAAGCCUUAAGAACAAUGGAAGAAGAAAAUGAAGAAAGCGAAGACAACGAAGAUAAUGGCAAGGAAAGCAACUACAAAGGCGGAGCUAAACUAAUAGAUGAUGCUCUCAAGGGUAAAAUUGACCCAAAUUCUGACGUGGUUAAUCUUCUAGAGAGUAUGUUUGUGGAUGAGGGAAACAGACACCAUCAACACCCAGAUGGGAUUGGAAAGAUAGCUCGCAGGAAAGGGAAAGUCUUUGGUGACACCCAUGACAACCAUAAACUAACAAAGCAACAACUCAACGAGUUAAAAGGCAAAGGUGGUGGAAGAAAGACGAGAAAUUUCUUAACGACUGCUCCACUUUGGCCCGAUAAUAUUAUUCCAUACACAAUCGACGGCAGUUUAUCCGGAGUUCAAAGUAAUUUGGACGUUAUUAAUGCAGCAAUUCAACAGUUUACAGAUUACACGUGUCUGAAAUGGGUUCCCACAGGCUCAACGGAGGCGCAGUCACUUUCACAUAAUUCCUACAUCGAGUUCUUCUCUGAAAG